CCGGUGAAAGGUUUUUUUUUUCUGAAGCUGUUGACGUACCCGGCAGCGCGCUGACGUCAGAGGGCGUGUCCACACAAAGGACAGAGGGAGUCCACAAUGGGAGACAGUUUCCACGCGCAGCUGCUGGAGGACAGCUCGUUCCUCAGAUCUGACCUCAGGCUGGACACUGAGCGGGUGGACAAACUCAUCCUGCAGCUCAACAGGAUCUACCCCCAGAUCCUCACUGACAAAGAGGCCACCAGAUUCCGAAACUUGGACGUGCCCACCAGUGUCAGACUGGGUGAGCUCCUGACAGACCUCCAGGGGAAAGGCGAGGAGGCCUGCAGGGAGUUUUACAGAGCCCUCCACCUGCAUGUGGAGGAGUUGUACUACAGCCUGCCCACACGACUCCGACUGAGAGAUUCACUGGAUCCACUUGCAAAUCCACGAGUCUACCAACAGAGACAUGAUAUGAACGACAGAGGUCCCCUCUUCUUUCUGGGCUGUUUCAGUGUUGCCGUGGGAAUGGCUUUACUUUAUUACUACAGUGAAGCUAAAGUGUCAGGAGGCAGUCGGGCCCUGGGGAUGGCUGCUCUGGGUUUGAAAAAAAAAGCUCAGGAGGUUCUCAUUUGGUACACGGAAGACAGCCGCAUGAUUUAGGAGGUGACUCCUUCUCUCCAGGUGCUUCAGCAGUUCUGCUCUAAUGAAUUACAUUCACCAAAGCCUAGUACACUUUAUUUUACUUUCAUAAGUUUUAUGCACAAAUGUACAGAUUGUUGUGUGACAGUCGGCACUUUGCUCUUCUUUCCGUCUAUGUCUGUUUAAAUAAGUUGUCAGAAAAAAUGCAAGGAGAGGAAUCCAUUCAUCACAACUUCCAGCUUCAAAUGUGGUGUGAAGCAGACAGAUAUUUCACAUUAUGAUUGUACUGGUGAAAUAAUCAGACAUCAAACUAGUUUAAUACUAUUAUAGUACAUUUUACUCCAUUAACAUUUUACUCUUGUGUCACUACAAAUAAGCCUCGGUGCAUUCUGGUCUUGUGACUGAGACCAGACUUUUUUCCAGUGUGGUCGCCAUCUUGUGGUCAGAUGAGGAGCUUACAGUAAAGAGCUCGUCGCCGCCCCGCUGUUAGUCUCUCUUCAUUCACAAAGUUAACAACACACACACACACAGAAACACCAUCGAGCAGUGGGCGGAUACAUGGUUCGCGUGAAUUCCUGUAAACUUCGCAGUCACGUGGGUCCCGCCAACCAAUGACAUCUCGCUCUGCCGUCGCAGUGCAUUGUGGGUAGCGCGUCGAGCAAAAAAAACCACAAUAAAUCCGUCGAAACAUUGUUAUAAUGAAAGUCUAAAUAUCCAGUAGUACGUAAAAGCAAACGUUAUCCAGUUGUAGGUGACAGAAUCAACGAGAAAAAAGCAGCACCAUAAGUGAGGAUAGCUUGUGUAACCCGUCUGUAUAAGUAGUGCUGCGGUGCCCUGCAGUGAGUGUGUUGUAUGAAAGGAGAGAAGGUUAGCACUCCCCUUGACAAGGAUGGAAGAGGCCCCUGUGGCCUUCAACACACAUACGGUUAAGGCACUGCCACCUACUUCGUGGCAUCUCUAACCAAGUUUUUUUUUUAUCUCUCUUCCUCUCUGGCCACUGACAUGUUGAACUGACGUCCCACUGUGUUACAUUUUAACUGCACGGGUUCACUCCAGCCAAACCUGCCGUUCUCACCCCGUCCUUUUAAAACAGGAAAUUGUUUCCCCCUGUCUGUGUUUCCGCUGCGUCAGCUCAGGAGGUAAACUGGUCUUUUUGUCCGGUCGGCCUCUGGAAGCAUUUAACCCGACCGCUGAUCACACGAAGGAUCGCUGCAGUUUAUCUCCCCCAGUGAUUAACCUCAGUGUGUGAGAGGGUUAAUCACAGUACAUUUAAAUCUUGAUUAUAUUUUGCAUCCUCUGCUGUGGAUAUUGGUUCUUAUUGUGCUUUUUCUUUUCUAGGUUAGUAAGUUUGUUGAUAAACCUUUUUAAACUCAAACAAGGGCAAGCAAAUGAAUUAGCACCUAAUUGUUGAUAAAUAACAUUGGUUGAUAUUUCUCAGGCCGUUUGUAAACAAUUUGAUUCCAACAGAGUUUUUUAGCUUGUACCCGUAACUGUCACAUUGGUGCUUUCUCCGUCUAUGUGAUGCAGCUUAAUCUUCAGGAGUUUAAUAUCAGAAACACUUUAAAGACAUUUUUGCAGCUUGUUCGGUAAAACCUGUAAAAUAAUUAUAAAAGGAAAUAUUGAUGUGUGUGUACUAAGCAGUGCCUGACAGUUUGUCACAUCCAGUGUGUUUUGUCAUGUAAGAAAAUGCCUUAAAUUUAGAAGUGCCAUCAAUUGUUUGAUUUGCGACUUUUGUCUUUGUACAAUAAAAACAUGCAUGGUAAUAAUACACAGAA
Molecule: messenger RNA, 2393 nt
Organism: Paralichthys olivaceus (Japanese flounder)
Lineage: Eukaryota; Metazoa; Chordata; Actinopteri; Pleuronectiformes; Paralichthyidae
Gene: card19
Product: caspase recruitment domain family, member 19
Cellular component (GO): mitochondrion
Source: RefSeq, a predicted model, not a curated record